UCGUUCAGAGGUAUUUAUACAGUAUAAACACUGGAUAUUUCGCGACUUCUUAUUUCUUUUUCCGUAGUUCCUGAACAUCUUCUGAAGGCGAUAUCCCCACAAGAGGUAGAAGGGUUCGUCUACAGACUGACAGAAAGACAUUGCAAGAGGCUUGCUAAGGCCGUAGGAAUCACCGAUGAGAAUAGAAUCGCCACCAUCAUGGACGAAAACAAUGAAGAUCUUGUUCUCAUUCAGUCAAUGGUCAACGACUGGAUAGACGGACAGGAAUGCUGCAACUUCGAGAAGAGAUGCAGGCUUGAUGAUGCCACCAUUAAAAUUGGCCGCCAUGAUUUGACGGAUUCAUUUGGGACAACCAGCUUCCGGGUUGAAACAGGAGGUAUUUUUGAAAGACCACAUCCCAGAGCCGAGACUUUCAAUAGCAGCAGUAUAUUCGAUGACGAUCUGGCAUCUGUGCUGAAGCAUCUUCCUACAUGUGCGACACCGUUGUUUCUUGAGAAGCUAGGCAUUUCAGUUGACGAGCAAGGUGACGAUUUGAAGAAGCUGCGAUGUUGGAGAGACCAAAAUAUCAACGAAUCUAACAGACAUACCCUGCAGGACCUUGUUUUGAUUCAUAGUUAUGCAUUGAAGGAGACGAAUGACAGUCAUGGUAAUUGUCUGAAAAUAGAUAUAUUUGACGUGAGCGAUGAUGAACUUGAGAACCUGAUUGGAAGCAUGACCUCCAGGAAACAAGUGGAAGAACUUACCUCAAGACUCGGGAUAAAACUCGACAAGGAACAAUCACCUCUACUAAAGCUCAAAGAAUUAUUUGACGUGAGCGAUGAUGAACUUGAGAACCUGAUUGGAAGCAUGACCUCCAGGAAACAAGUGGAAGAACUUACCUCAAGACUCGGGAUAAAACUCGACAAGGAACAAUCACCUCUACUAAAGCUCAAAGAAUGGAGGAAUAAAUGUAAUGGAGACGAACGCCGUGAAACGCUGAGAAAAGCUCUCCAUGCUAUGGAAUUAUCAGGAUGCAUCGUUGACCACCUUCCUGCAAAACAUGUUGACCAAGCUGAGCUGGUACGUUUGGCAUGGACGUUGUUUUCUAUCGACGUAUGGCCAUUGGCAACGCUUCUUGAUAUAGACAUCAACAAAGGGAAAACGGUCGGAGAACCACAAAUGAGGGGAACUGUACAUCUUCUGAAUCAACUAUUGGAGAAGUCGAAGGGUCUUGAUGAGCAUCGCCGCCGUGAUUUCUGUAUUGCCAUUAGAAAUCUUGGUUACUUGGAUGUUGCUCGAUCAGGAUAUUUUGGUAAGGAACAUUAA
Molecule: messenger RNA, 1305 nt
Organism: Strongylocentrotus purpuratus (purple sea urchin)
Lineage: Eukaryota; Metazoa; Echinodermata; Echinoidea; Camarodonta; Strongylocentrotidae
Exons: 6
Coding region: 199-1305 (368 amino acids)
Source: RefSeq, a predicted model, not a curated record